AGGGCAUCGUCGUUAUGUACGGUAUUAGUAAAUGCUAUGCAUGCAUGGCCCCCAAGCGAGGCAGAUCGGGGGCGUUGGGAGGAGGGUGCGGAAGGAUCGAGCCGUGGUGCUUUGCUUAACGUGGAUUAUUUUUUUUGGGCCUACCUUGGCCUCUCGGUUGAGGGCGCGCGCGUGGGAAAGAAAGGGUUGAUUAGUUGGUUGGUUGGUUUGUUAGUUAGCGGUGGCUCUCACUACCUACUACUGUACUGGGCUGGGGCGUUAGGGUUUUGGGGCUGUUGGUGGAAAGGGGCAUAGUGUACGCUUGUGCAUGGAUAGAGGCCGUUGGUAAGGCGGCAGGCUAGUGGGUGCUGACUAUGAUAUCUAGAUGUUUACUUUGUCGGAGCCCUCUUGCGAGCGGUCGAUAUAUCGAUUUCUUUGGAGCAGGUUUCACGGGCGAGCUGAGG
Molecule: messenger RNA, 443 nt
Organism: Trematosphaeria pertusa
Lineage: Eukaryota; Fungi; Ascomycota; Dothideomycetes; Pleosporales; Trematosphaeriaceae
Exons: 1
Coding region: 37-294 (85 amino acids)
Source: RefSeq, a predicted model, not a curated record